Messenger RNA from Lodderomyces pseudojiufengensis, 2055 nucleotides. Its product is annotated as mitochondrial 54S ribosomal protein uL1m. The record is from RefSeq and is a predicted model, not a curated record. The transcript is spliced from 2 exons. Gene Ontology annotation, cellular component: GPI-anchor transamidase complex. Lineage: Eukaryota; Fungi; Ascomycota; Pichiomycetes; Serinales; Debaryomycetaceae. Gene Ontology annotation, biological process: attachment of GPI anchor to protein. Bases 1 to 2055 code for a protein of 684 amino acids.
AUGUCAAAAGAAUCGAAAGAGUCUUCUAAUAUUACCAGUAUUAGAGACUUUAUAACAGUCAUUGUCAUAACGUUUGUUGUAGGGUUGGGAUAUCCAUUGUUUUUAUUUACUACAUCAAUUCAUAGAGCAGAUUUACCAGUUAAUGAUAUAAAUAAUUUUGAUUCACAAACGAUAGCAUAUAAGAUUCCAAUAUAUUCGGACAAACCUUUAAAUCAUAAUGUCAUUCAAUCGGGUUUUGAAGAGAGGUAUCCUGAGUUGUCUCAAGAAUGGCAAAUAGAAUUAGUUGAUAAACCAAUUGAUGCUAAAUACCAAAUUCAUUCAAAAGAAUCACCCGACAAUAAAUUACAAACUAGCGAAAGAGAUAUUUUCAUUGAUUUUAAAUCACAAGAAGACUAUAAUGUACAAGUAAAUUCAGUCUUAUUUGAUCAAGUAUUUAAAGAUGAAUUGGAUACAUUAAAAGCACUCAAGUUAGACCAAUAUUCUUUAGGUGUUGCAUUUCCUUAUAGUCCACAGUACAACUUGGUGUUUUCAUUAUUUACUGAAAACGGUAAAAGCAUUAACUGGGAGAUUGAUGAAGCCUUGAAUCAAUUUAAAUCAGCUUUAACAUUUUUGAAAAAUAUCACAUCUUUCACAAUCAGUACUCAAAUUCAAUAUUAUUCAAGUUUAACUAAAUCGUAUAAGGAUAAUAUUAUUCUCGAGGAUGAUUUGAAAACAUUUAUUAACUUCAAUGAUUGGAAUUUGGAAAAUUAUGAUAUGAAUCCAACAAUCAACUUCCUAAUAUAUAUACCGGAUAAUACUUUGACAAUUGAAAAUUCCAAAACUAAUUCAUUUUUGAUUUCCAAAUGGGGUGGAAUUAAAGUUUUAAAUAAAAAUUUACCAAAGAUGUCAAAUUCAAAGUUAUUGAAAGAUGAAUUAAUGCCAAUUAUGAAUAUAUUCACAAAUCAAUUAUUCAAAUUAAUUGGAUUACCAGAAGGUCCGCAAUCAUCUCAAAUUCAAUUAGAUUCAUUGGAAAGAAUAUUGAUUUACAAAAACAUUAAAAAUUCAAUAAAUAAUCUUAAAUCAUUAGUCAAAUUAUCUGAAUCAUUGAAAGAUAUAGCGGUACCUGAAGAAACAAAAGAAGAAGUAAUAAAAUGUCUUAACAACAUAAAGUUAGCUGUUGAACAUAAAUCAGUUGAAUAUUCUGCUUUAGCUGAACAAGCAUCAAAUAAAGCCUUUUUUGAAAAGGAAAUGGUACAGCAAGCUUAUUUUCCAAGUGAGCACAAAUUAGCUGUGUUUUUACCCCUACUAGGUCCAAUUGUGCAUACAAAAGAAAUCAAGACACAACUUCAAAGAGAAAAGGAUAAACAAAAGAAACGAAAGUUAAGACAAGAAUUAAAAUUCAAAUCAUUGGAAAAUCCAAUCGAACAUCCUUUGCAUAUGCCAAUAGCAGAGGCAUUAAAUACCAUCAGAUCUUUUGAAGUAGGUAAACCAGCCGAUAAAUCAACCAUUACAUGUCAUUUAUACGUACGUCAAGAGCAAGGGGCUCAUCCAAUUAGUGGAACAGUAGAUAUUCCAUUUCCUGUAAAUAAAAAGACAAAACCAUUAAUCUUCACAACUCAACAAUCAAUGAUAUCCGAAUUAGAACCCUUGGUAGGAGCAGAGAAUAUAGGUGGGAAAGAGCUAAUUGAUAAAUUUGUAAAUCAAGAAUUAUUACCAAGUGAUUUCACUCAUGUUUUUGCAACCAGUGAAAUGGAAAAUCAAUUAAAAAGUGUAGCGAGAAUUUUAGGUCCAGCUGGAUUACAACCAACAAAGAAAAAAGGAACUGUAACUGAUGAUAUAAAUACUAUAACGAAUAUUUUGAGAUCAUUUCAAAUUAAACAAAAAGAUUCUCAUAUAACAUUUACUGUGGGAAAUAGUACAUUUAGUGAUUUUCAAAUUAUGUCAAAUUUAAAAGCUGUAAGUGAUGUUAUAUUUUCACAGAUUGAUCCAAAAGCAUCAAAAAAGACAAGAUUGGGAUAUUGUUUUAUCACUUCUGCAAAUAGUCCUGGGUUAGUCAUUGAUUUCAAACAAGAAUAA